This is a messenger RNA of Sabethes cyaneus, 3123 nucleotides long. RefSeq lists its product as uncharacterized. The transcript is spliced from 3 exons. The record is from RefSeq and is a predicted model, not a curated record. Gene Ontology annotation, molecular function: nucleic acid binding. NCBI's taxonomy places the organism in Eukaryota, Metazoa, Arthropoda, Insecta, Diptera, Culicidae. Gene Ontology annotation, biological process: DNA integration. Bases 1 to 3123 code for a protein of 1040 amino acids.
AUGUCGAUUCCGGAGGAUGUUUUACAAAACCUCACGGCUGUUUUCGCCAAUGCGCUAAAAACAGCAGUUCAAGAAGUUCAAGGUGGUGCCAAUGCAGCACCGGAAGGAGCCCCAAAAGCAGCAGCGUUCACAAUUGGCGAAUACAGGACAGCAGACUGUUCAUCGGUGGAAGACUAUUUUAAACGAUUUGACUGGGCUCUCAAUCUCAGUAGAAUCCGGGAAGUGGAUUAUGCGGCGUAUGCUCGCGUUCAUAUCGGCAGUGAAUUGAAUAAUGCGCUCAAAUUCCUAGGCGAUGAGCAAGUCAACACACUUACUAUAGCGGAACCGGAGAUCACAAAGGUACAGCAGCUACGACUAUCACACCUCAUUUCACGUUUCGACGAUGUAUUUGGAGAAUCUGCGGGGAAACUUGCGGGACCUCCGGCUACGUUACAUCUGAAACCAGGAGCAACGCCAGUCUUCGCAAAGGCACGAGAAAUUCCUUUCGCACUUCGAGAUUUAUAUGCCAAGGAAAUCGACAAGAAAAUUCUUUCCGGACUUUACCAGCGGGUGGAGUCAUCUGAAUGGGCAUCUACUACUCAUGUUGUUGCUAAGAAGAAUGGAAAGAUCCGAAUCACAGAUUAUCUCUUUCAUAAGAUGAAGGGCGCGACUAUCUUCUGUCAUCUAGAUAUAACUGACGCGUACUCCCACUUGACAGUUGACGACGAUUUUAGUCAUGCUCUUACAUUGAACACACCCACACACGGGUUGAUUCGACCCACUCGUGCUGUAUACGGUGCAGCUAACAUUCCCGCAAUUUGGCAGCGUCGCAUGGAAACAGUGUUACAAGGGCUUCCGAAUGUUGUGAAUUUUUAUGAUGAUAUUUUGAUUCAUGCGGCAAAUUUCGAGGAAAUGUUGAAGGUGUUAGAAAAAACACUGAAUAGGCUGAAAAUAAACGGACUUUGCUUAAAUCGGUCAAAGUGCGUUUUUGGAGCUCCCGCUGUGGAAUUUCUGGGGCAUAAAAUUGAUGCAGCAGGGGUACACAAGUCCGACAGGCAUGUAGAAACAAUACGUGAUGCUAAGAAACCGGCGAAUGCAGAAGAGCUCCAGCUAUUUCUAGGAAAGGCAACUUAUUACAGUGCUUUUAUCCCUAACCUAUCGUCACGAGAUAGUCCUCUGCGAGAUAUGCUGCUCCAGGAUAAUUUCAAAUGGACAACAAGUGCCGAUGCAGCGUAUGAAGAAAUUAAAAAUGCGUUGAUUUCACCACAGGUACUGAUGCAGUACGAUCCAGAUCUGCCAUUGUUGUUAGCUACGGACGCCAGUAGCACGGGACUUGGUGCGGUUUUAUCUCAUCGCCUGAGCGAUGGAGCAGAAAGACCGAUUGCCUACGCGAGCCGAACGUUGAGCGCGACGGAGCAACGUUACCCCCAGAUCGAUAAGGAGGCCUUGGCUAUAAUCUGGGCUGUGCAGAAAUUCUUCAUGUACCUGUAUGCUCGUCAUUGGACUUUGAUAACCGAUCAUAAACCGCUCUCACAAAUACUACAUCCUGAAAAAUCGCUUCCAACGCUUUGUAUCAGUCGCAUGGCCAACUACGCUGAUUUUCUGGGUAAUUUUGAUUUCGAAGUAGUGUUCAAAAAAACAAAAGAAAAUGCAAAUGCAGAUUAUUGUUCCCGUGUUGUUUCAGUGUGUCCGGUAAAUCUAUUGCGAGAAAAUCAUGCGAUUGCUUGGGAUGAGCAAUUAGAUGAAUUUGAUUGCUUCAUGUUACGUCAAAUCGAACAGCUGCCGAUUAAUGCUCAAAGAGUCGCACAAGAAACGCGUAAAGAUGAAGAACUAGGAAAAAUUCUUCGUGCACUCGAGGAUGGCAUAUCCUUGGAACGUUUAGGUUUCAGAUCUCCCCAAAUCAACUACAAAACUGCCGCUGGAUGCCUAGUUUACGAACAUAGAGUGAUCAUACCUCGUUCUUUACAAGCAACUAUUCUGAAGGAUUUACAUGUUGGACAUCUGGGAAUAGUAAAGAUGAAAGGGUUAGCGCGAUCGUUUGUAUAUUGGCCCGGAAUAGAUUCAGAUAUCGAAAGGACUGCAAAGAUGUGUUACGAGUGUGCAAAAAAUGCUAAUGAUCCCCCAAAGUUUCGUGAUCACGUUUGGGAAUACCCUAAGGCGCCGUGGGAGCGCAUUCACAUCGAUUUUGCCGGGCCACUUUUGGGAGUAAUGUUGCUAAUAAUCACGGAUGCAUACAGUAAGUGGAUCGAGGUGAAGGUUACAGUUAGCAUGACAGCUAGUGCGACGAUUACUCUGUUUGACGAACUUUUCUCAGCGUACGGAGUUCCUACAACUGUAGUCUCUGAUAACGGAACCAACUUUACAUCUACUGAAUUCAAAACAUUUCUUCGAAUGGCAGGCGUUAAAUAUCAUAAGUUAACUGCUCCAUACCAUCCAUCCAGCAACGGACAGGCAGAACGAAGUGUACAGACAGUGAAGAAUGCAUUAAAAGCGAUGAACUCAACGAGGAAUAACAUACAGCGUAACCUGAACGAGUUCCUUCGUCGAUACAGAAGAGCCCCUCAUUCUACUACAGGUCAACCACCGUGUCAACUAUUUUUGGGUCGAAAUAUUCGAACAUGCUUAGACUUAGUAUUACCAGCGGAUCCAUCAACAAAAAUCGAUCAACAACAGAAAAGUAAAAUGGAUUCGUCUUUUCGUGAGUUUAAAGUCUCCCAACCAGUUUAUUUUCGUUCCUAUAAUCCAAGAAUGGCUAAGUGGGUUCCCGGCAUUAUCUCGGCUCGCUUAGGAGACUUACAUUAUGAGGUUGAUUAUAAGGGUAAGAAAUGCAAGCGACAUGUUGAUCAACUGCAAAACAACGCGAGCGAAUCAGUCAGCGAGUCAGAGAAAAGUCCAUGUAUGGGUGACAAGCCUGAUCCCUACCGCUUUCAGUUUUCAUCGGAGUCUACACCAACCGGCGUUACCAUUGGAUCCAGCAGUCAGGAACAGUCAACUUCAACUCCGAUCUCAGGCAGUAACGGUGGCGAACGGGCCAUCACCCCACCUGUUAGCCAAGAUACUGGUGCGAUGGCGACACCUGCAGCCCCACGAAGAUCGACGAGAACAAGGCGGCCACGAAUCAUCUUCUCACCCGAUGGUCGCUGA